Molecule: messenger RNA, 5688 nt
Organism: Gadus macrocephalus (Pacific cod)
Lineage: Eukaryota; Metazoa; Chordata; Actinopteri; Gadiformes; Gadidae
Product: ATP-sensitive inward rectifier potassium channel 12-like
Exons: 2
Coding region: 2850-4457 (535 amino acids)
Biological process (GO): potassium ion import across plasma membrane; regulation of monoatomic ion transmembrane transport
Cellular component (GO): plasma membrane
Molecular function (GO): inward rectifier potassium channel activity
Source: RefSeq, a predicted model, not a curated record
AAGCGUUGUGUGUCGCUGAAGCAACAUCCAGUGCCAGGUCUGACUGAAGCUAGCUGGUUAGCAUAGCUGACCUAUGUAUGCUUUGUAUGCAUUAUGAGCGUUAGCCUAAAGGGUAACAGCAGUAAUCUGGUCUGAUUACAGGCUAUUUAUAAAUCUCUCCCCUCGACCCCAAACUAACCUCGCUGACCACUAGCAGCAGGAUCUGAACCAUUUUUCCCUUUUCACACACACACACACACACACACACACACACACACACACACACACACACACACACACACACACACACACACACACACACACACACACACACACACACACACACACACAGUUUCUAUAUUGAUCGAAAAUGGAGGCUCUGGAAACACCUUUAACUCUGUUUCUCUGUUUCAAACUGUGAAAUAGGGAGGUCUUUUAGGAGAGGAGAAGGGGGAGGUGUGAGUGGAAGAGGAGGAGAGGGGUGGAAAGAGAAAGAGGGAAAGGUGAGUUCUGGAGGAGUAGAGGAUUAGAAGAAGGCCUUCAGGUCCCCAUGCUAGUGCGGUGAGGUGAGGGAGCAGGGGGAUGGCAGGAGGAGUAAGAGGCUGCAUCAUGCAGUCCACCCCUUGCAGCACUAGAACCUCCUCCUCUGCCCUUCUGAUCCAGUGGAACAACGAGGUGAUGAUCUACCAGCCAACCGUGACCCUGCCUCCACGAGCCUACGGAAUGAGACAUGUUUUGAUGCAGGUUAUGAGAGUUCGGACUUCGGAUGAACACAUAUAAACCGUCUCUCAACUCCUCUGGCCCCCCUCUUCUUACCUCUCCUCUCCUCCCUUCCCAUCACCCACCAUCACCGCCUUCUCUUCACAGGAGAUGGACACAGCAGAUCUGACUGGACAGAGCACAUCUCCUCCUCCCCUCCUCCUAUGGGAUUGCGCUGGUGUGGGGGGUGGAGGACAAAGUUCCUCUCCUCUCCGCCUCCACCCCUCCUACUAUAGAGUUGUGCUGGUGUGUAGGACAGAGUUAACAGACAGGAUUACAGCCAGAGGACGGCAGAGGCAGUGAAGGAGAAAAUAAAGGAUUUUCUCAGAGGAGGGAAAGCCAAGGAAAGAUUGACCAAACAGAACUCUGGGAGAAUGAACAUGGAACCUUUGAGCUGAACUGAAGCAGAGUGAUUUCGACCUUAGCAAGUCAGCGUUUGGACAGGUAUAACGGUAAGUACUCUUCCUCCUUCCUGUAAACAUUGUCAUAUAAACCCUGAGUGGACAUAUUUAUCGUUGGAUAACUAAUCCACCACUUAAGUUUCAUCAAACUAUGAAGAGGUUUCCUGGUUAGAUCUUGUUUGUACAAAUCGAAAUUAGAAAGUGAUAGAACAAACAACUUGUUGUCGUUGGUUAUUUAAUAAUAAGAUAAUCAUUUAGCGAUAUUGGAGAGGAAAUGGGUGUCUCAUAGCAACAGAAGGAGUUCUGUAGUUGGUUUGGAUAAGUAAGGUAAACAUUCACAAACAUCAUCAGCUUCCAAUCACAGUUAUUAUGCCAAGAAAUACUGCGUCACAUAGACAGAUGCUUGUCAUGUACAAGCUUAUUAUAUGCACACUCCUGCAUGGUAAUGCCUACGGAUGAACGGGUCUAUAAGAUAUCUGACAGAGGUCGGACAGAGGUCUUCUAAAGGCCGUCUUUCAUACGGUUCAACCAUCAAUACCUCAAAUUGAUCAAUGCAACCAUCACUACCUCAACUUUAUCAAUACAAUACAACCAUCACUACCUGAACCAGACAACCAGAUGUCCAGGCGUGACCUGCAAACAUGGAUGAACGGGUUUCUAAUGGGAGGAGGUUGAAACUGGUUUAGUUUGGAGUGGUUUGUAAUUGGUUUAAAUGGGGUGUCUUAUUGGUGGAGUUGUGUGUGUGUGUGAAUGAGUGUAUGGAAGAUUGUUCAAAUUAGUGUAUGUAUGCGUGUGAAUGUGAGGUUCAAAGUAGGGGUUAUUAAAAGUGAUUUAAAAUGUUUUUUAUUAUAUAGAACAAUAAAACAAACAAACCCACCUGGAUCCAUCCAUCCAUCCAUUAUCUGUCCAUCCACCUUCAAUAUACCAUCCAUCCAUCCAUUCAACUCUCUAUCACUGAAUCAUCUCUAUUCUCUACAUAAAUGUAUCUUUCCAUCCAUCCAUCUCCAGCCACCCCUCUCUCUAUCUCUUGCUCCCUCUCUCUAGAGAGGGAGGUCAUUAAGGAGCAGGUAGGGGUUAGACAGUACAGAGACUGUUUAUUAAGGAGCAGUUAAGGGUUAGACAGUACAGAGACAGGUCAUUAAGAAGCAGGUAUGGGUUGGACAGCACAGAGACAGGUCAUUAAGGAGCAGGUAGGGGUUAGACAGUAGAGACAGGUCAUUAAGGAGCAGGUAGGGGUUAGACAGUAGAGACAGGUCAUUAAGGAGCAGGUAGGGGUUAGACAGUAGAGAGACAAGUCAUUAAGGAGCAGGUAGGGGUUAGACAGUAGAGAGACACGUCAUUAAGAAGCAGGUAUGGGUUGGACAGCACAGAGACAGGUCAUUAAGGAGCAGGUAGGGGUUAGGGGUCAUCUUGCUCUAGGAUGCUUUCUGGUGGAGUGAGUAGAAUGGGGAUCACACCCAGAACCUUUUGGUUUGGUCCAGCUUUGUGACAAUUGGUCUGCUGCGUGCUGCUGUAUACAAGAAGGGGAUGGAUGGUUUCAAUUAUUCUUCCAGUAGGAAGCUUGUUUCAGUGUCUGUCUGUCUGUGUGUCUUGCUGUCUGUCCGACUGCCGGGACAUUGGAGCAGCUGGUCUGUGGUGCUAGGGGGCUGACCAGGGCCACCGGGGCCCCUGUGUCCAGAGCGUGGUGCCUGGGAGCCACUGCCAGGGGUGAUGGGAACAAGACGAUCCAGCAGGUUCAGCCUGGCGUCCGUCGUCCUCCAAGAAGACGAGCACCGUAAGGUCUCCAGCCAGGGUCUCCUGAACGGCCACGACUCCCCGCCGCGCUCCUCCACCACCUCCUCCUUGGCCACCGGCGGGAGGGAGGAGGAGCAGCAGCGGGGAGGGAUGAGCGGCUCCAGCGUCCGGGGGGGCCCGACGCGGGGCCCCUCCGGACCGCCGCGGAGCCGCUUCGUGAAGAAGAGCGGCCACUGCAACGUGGCGUUCAGCAACCUGGAGGACCGGAGCCAGCGCUACCUGGCCGACCUCUUCACCACCUGCGUGGACGUCCGCUGGCGCCACCUGCUGCUGCUCUUCUGCGUCAGCUUCCUGCUCUCCUGGCUCUUCUUCGGGCUCGUCUUCUACCUGGUGUCCCUGGCCCACGGGGACUUCCAGGACCCGUCUGACGUGUCGCCGGCGGGAGCGACCCAGGGCCCGGGGGGCCGGAGGGAGCGCACGCCGUGCCUCCUCCACGUGCACGGCCUCCUGGGCGCGCUCCUGUUCUCCAUGGAGACCCAGACCACCAUCGGCUACGGCUGGCGCUGCGUGACGGAGGAGUGCCCGGUGGCCGUGGCGACGGUGGUGGUGCAGUCGGUCGUGGGCUGCAUCCUCGACUCCUUCAUGAUCGGCACCAUCAUGGCCAAGAUGGCGCGGCCCAAGAAGCGGAACCAGACGCUGAUGUUCUCGCGGAACGCCGUGAUCGCGCUGCGCGACGGCCGGCUCUGCCUCAUGUGGCGGGUGGGGAACCUGCGGCACUCGCACAUCGUGGAGGCCCACGUGCGCGCCCAGCUCCUCCGGCCCUACGUCACGGAGGAGGGCGAGUUCGUCCCCCUGGAGCAGAUGGACCUCAACGUGGGCUACGACGACGGCACCGACCGCAUCUUCCUCGUGUCGCCGCUCGUCAUCGUCCACGAGAUCGACAAGGACAGCCCGCUGUACUCGCUGAGCCGGGCCGACCUGGAGGCGGAGCACUUUGAGAUCGUGGUCAUCCUCGAGGGCAUGGUGGAGGCUACGGCCAUGUCCACCCAGUUCCGCAGCUCCUACCUGGCCCGCGAGGUCUUCUGGGGCCACCGCUUCGAGCCCGUGAUCUGCGAGGACCGCGACCGCUACAGGGUGGACUACGCGCGCUUCCACCAGACCUACGAGGUGCCGUCCACGCCGCACCUCAGCGCCAAGGAGCUGGACGAGGCCGCCAGCCGGCCCCCCUCCGCCAGGACGACGCGACCGCCACCGUCGGCCAAGGAGGCGCCGAGCUCGUUCUGCUACGACAACGAGGUGGCGCUGAUCUGCGGCGAGGACGACGACGAAGACGAUGACGACGACGAGAACGACAUCUUUGACUUGCGCCGGACACUGUCGUCGCCGGGGGGGAGGCGGGAGGAGAGGAGGACCUCGGUGACCGUGGACCUCCCGAAGGCGGGACAGGACUCGGCUGCCUUGACAACGGGCCGCCAGAGCUUGAUGUGCGUGCUGGACAUGGACAACCACCAGAGGGAGUUCGAUAUGCUGCAGACGGCAAUUCCGCUCGAUCCGCAGUCCUACAAGAGCGAGCAGGAGAUGUAGAGGUCUGAGGGACACUGGACGGGGAAGACUGCUCGGGGGUUGUUCUCAGCCUUGCUUCUGUUGGUUGAUGUUUGGGGUUGGAGAGUGGGACAUAUCUAUUUUACUGUAUGGUGGAGAAACUAGAAAACGGAUUGAUUAUUAAACCACGAUGAGCCGUAUUGAGGCAGUGGUCAUUCAAGAAAUGAAAUUUUGCUGAGAAGUGAACUUGAUUCCGACUGAAUAGUCAUUCUCCAUCACAUAAAAACCUCAUGACAACAACAUUAAGACAAGAUACACAUGACGGUUGUCUGACUAAUGCUCAAAUGCUCCUCUAUUUCCAAGUCCCUGAGAGGCCAAAAUGUGAGGACUGAAAACCGUUGUUCUUGAACUUGAAUGUGUGAUGAUUCUGUGUUUGUGUGUGUGUGUGUGUGUGUGUGUGUGUGUGUGUGUGUGUGUGUGUGUGUGUGUGUGUGUGUGUGUGUGUGUGUGUGUGUGUGUGUGUGUCUCUUCUUCAAAUUGCUAUUAUAUUAAUAUUUUAGUUUUCUUGAGGGUUACAAAUAUUCAGGUAGUACAAAUUGCUAAACAUCCACAUUAAGCACAACAAUAACUUGAUGUUGAUCAUAUCAUGAGAGCACAGUCACUUUGCUAUCAUGACAGAUGCUACUGUUAUGGUUUAGUAUUGAUUUUUGAUAUAGCAUACUACUGUAAGUGCUCACUAAUGUCCCUGCUUAUGCACAAAGCCCGGGUUGAGAAGCCUAUUUCUGACCAAAUGCUUAAAAUAAAAAAUUACAAAGCACUUUAAUUGUUAUUGUUAAUAAAUAUUUACACAAAUUAACACCCUAUAGAAAAAAAAUGUUAGGUGACGGCGAUGGAGUUUUCAGACCUCUAGUGCCCUCUAUUGGUGGUGAGGAUUAACUGCUUAUUUGUGUUGGUUGGAGAAAAUCAGGAAAUACACUUCACACAGCAGCUGUGUACAGCAGCUGGACAGACGGCUUUUAACCAGAAGACAGGGGUUGUUUUUGUUAUUUGAUUUGCUUCAGUGCCGCGAGCACGAGCCUAUGGCCCAUUUCCCCAGGACAGCUCACUUUAGUUACCCAUUAAUAGAAUAGACAAUAUGUGAUGUUAAUAGAAUGGAUUGAUCAGAAGUAUCGCGAUGUUAACUUUGGGGUCAGAACUACAGACAGCAAAAAUAGGUCAGGGCCGACUAUCAUCAAAUUGUUUUGGCUGAAGUCACACACAAAGUAUCAAUCAG